Messenger RNA from Didymodactylos carnosus, 822 nucleotides. NCBI's taxonomy places the organism in Eukaryota, Metazoa, Rotifera, Eurotatoria, Philodinida, Philodinidae. The record is from the annotation of a GenBank genome assembly.
AUGCUAUCGUCGAGAAAAAACGAGAAAUUACAAAGAAUAUCAUCACCUCGAACAACUCUUAAUCUUUAUCGAACAAUUACUUAUGAUAAACAAUGGAAUGGAAAACGUUUGACAGUUAAAAGCCAUUUAAUAUCCAAAUUGAAUGAUGAAUUAGACAAUGUACCAUAUGAUUUAGAAAUAAUUGAAUUAUCACCCGAUAAUGAAACAUCAUUGACAUAUGUGUUAAAACAAGUACCAGUAAACAUUCUUAAAUUUACCAGCUUACGUAUUCUCAUAUUAGAUACAAAUAAUUUAACAUCUGUUCCAUCUGAUAUUGGUCAAUUAUUAUGUUUACAAGUAUUAAUACUAAGUAAUAAUCUUUUAGAAACAUUACCAAAUGAAUUUAACGCUUUAAAUCGAUUAAAUAGUUUACAUUUAUCAAAUAAUCUCUUUAAACAAGUUCCUAUAUGUAUCUAUAGCAUGUGUGAAUUAAAAUUUCUUGAUUUAACAAAAAAUUUUAUAACAUUUCUUCAAGAUGAUAUUGGAACAUUGAAACAAUUACGUUAUUUAAGUUUACAUCAAAAUCAACUUAAAACAUUACCAAUGACAAUUGGAAAUUUAACUUAUUUAGAAACAUUGUGGUUAGGUGAAAAUAAUUUAUCACAAUUACCAAAAACUAUAAUUAAUUUAACUCAUCUCGAUUGGUGGCAUACAUCAUCAUCAACAAAAUUUUUUUUAGAACAUUCACUCGAUGGAAAUCCAUUAAUUAGACCACCUCUAUCAACAAUACACAAUGGAUAUCGAGCAACACUUGAAUAUUUUGAAAAUGAAUAUACAAAUUGA